Phytophthora infestans T30-4 is the source of this 303-nucleotide messenger RNA. RefSeq lists its product as uncharacterized. The record is from RefSeq and is a predicted model, not a curated record. NCBI's taxonomy places the organism in Eukaryota, Oomycota, Peronosporomycetes, Peronosporales, Peronosporaceae. The transcript has 3 exons. The coding region runs from base 1 to 303 and encodes 100 amino acids.
AUGAAAGAAUCGACCAACCAGCCACAACAGGAGGAAGAGCGCGAAUACAUCGGACUGCACGACUUCCGCACGGCGUUCGUCGCAGCAGAAGCUGCUCUCCCUGCCAACAGCGCCGUUCGCGGGCUGAUGACCGACAAGGAAGUGAUCCACAUCUUCGUGUACUUCGACGUGGACAGCAUUGGCGCAAUGAAGCUUCUAUCCGUCGUAGAGUUCUGCGUAAAAAAUCGUUGCUACUGCUUCAAAACCCUCUUGACGUCUGUUGAGUUGAGGAACUUGGCGUACAACGGCGCAAUGUCGUUGUAG